AUGACAAAACAAGGAUUAGGGCUAAGUGUAGAGGGAGGAGUGGUCCCAGAUAUGAGUGGUGGGCCAUGGACAAAGUCAAGGACUGGAUUCAAGGACAAAACCGUAAAUAUGAAAGAGGUCAAUGCACUUCAAGAAGAUCCCAUCCAAAAAUUCGAGAUGAACAUGUCAAGAAUGAAGGUACAUCGGGCAAAGGAAUUGGAUCAGAAGCAUGUUUUUGGGGAUUUUCAGAAACAACAUGCUAUUUUGAGGGACUAUGGACUAGAGUUGAUGGAAAGAAACCCAGGUACUAAUGUGAAGAUCGAUUGUUACACUGAGCCAAAUUUAAAUUCUGAUACAAGGACAUUUAGGAGAAUUUAUAUUUGUUUAGGAGCAUUAAAGGAAGGAUUUAAGGCUAAUCUAAGGGAUUUCAUAGGGUUGGAUGGUACUUUCAUGAAAGGUCCCUAUCCUGGUCAAAUUUUGACUGUCGUAGGGGUAGAUUCCAAUAAUGGGAUAUAUCCUCUUGCAUAUGCUCUUGUUGAGAAUGAAACCAAAAAUUCAUGGACAUGGUUUUUGGAACAGCUUGGUGAUGAUCUAGAACUUUAUGCUAAUUCAAACUUCACUUUCAUCUUAGAUAGGCAGAAGGGUAUCAUUCCUGCAAUUGCCAAACUUUUCCCUCAAGUUGAGCAUAGGUUCUGUCUGAGGCAUAUUUAUGAAAAUAUGAAAAGGCAGUGGAAGGAUAAAGAACUCAAAGAUUUAGUGUGGGCAUGUGCAACUGCUACUACUAUAAGGCAUUUUGAGAAAGCAUUAGAAGAGCUAAAGAAAUUCAAAGCUGAAGCUCAUGAUUGGCUGAUACAGAUUCCUCCAGCUCAUUGGGCAAGAUCUCAUUUCUCAGGGAGGGCACAUACUAACAUCUUGUUGAAUAACCUGUGUGAGGUUCUGAAUGGAAAAAUACAAGGUGGUAGGGACAAACCUAUCAUUUAUUGUUUGGAGUAUAUUAGAGAGUAUUUGAUGAAAAGAAUUUUCAAUGUCCAAAGAGAGAUUGAUAGAUGCCAUGGUCCUCUCACACCAACUGCCACUAGUCUUCUCGAUCAAAUGGAAAGACAAGCACAAAAGCACAGACAGUGGGAAAUUACAGGCAUGUUAUGCUCACAUGUAAUAAGUGCAAUAUGGGACAAGAUUAAACAUGGAGCAAAGAAUGUUCCUGAGUUGGAGCAUUGGGUGGGUAGGCCGAAGAAGAAAAGGAAGAGGGCAUAUGAUGAACCUGCUACAUAG
Molecule: messenger RNA, 1251 nt
Organism: Lactuca sativa (garden lettuce)
Lineage: Eukaryota; Viridiplantae; Streptophyta; Magnoliopsida; Asterales; Asteraceae
Source: RefSeq, a predicted model, not a curated record